AUCUGAUCGUCCCUCGGUUAUAGAUGUCUGUCGGGGAUUGGACGUCAUACGCAUCUGAGUGACAUACGAUAGCAAACAAGGUCAAAGGACAUUUCUAUGUCCGGGACAGUCUGGAGGAAAGAUGGAAAACACAGGCUAUUGUGGCGAGAGCUUCAACAGCCUGCAGAGUGGGACCAGCGAUGAGGAUAUGGUGGAGAUCGCAGGAGCAACUCUGGACUUCUCCAGCACAGAUGACGUGCCACCUCUGGACCGGGACUGUUCCUCGGGUGCUUCAUAUGGAGGUUUAGAUGGACCUAAUGGGGUUCCUAAACUGAUGGAUUUGCUAGAUGAGCCGGUGCCUGGGGUGGGCACAUAUGAAGACUUCAACACCAUUGAUUGGGUCCGGGAGAAAUCCAAAGACAGGGAUCGCCAUCGAGAGAUUGCCACCAAGAGUAAAGAGUCUACCUGGGCUCUGAUGAAAAGUAUCAGCGACGCUUUCUCUGGCUGGCUACUCAUGCUGCUCGUGGGACUGAUGUCAGGUGCCCUGGCUGGUGGCAUUGACAUCUCUGCCCAUUGGAUGACGGAUCUAAAGGAGGGUGUGUGUCUGAACGGCUUCUGGUUCAACCAUGAGCACUGCUGCUGGACUUCUAAUGAGACCACUUUCCAGGAGAGGGACAAGUGUCCUAAUUGGAAGAGCUGGGCUGAGCUCAUUGUGGGUACCAAUGACGGGCCUUUCGCCUACAUUAUGAAUUAUUUGAUGUACGUCUGCUGGGCUCUGCUUUUCUCUUUCCUGGCGGUGUCUUUGGUCAGGGCCUUUGCCCCCUAUGCAUGUGGCUCUGGGAUACCUGAGAUCAAGACCAUACUGAGCGGGUUUAUCAUCAGGGGUUAUCUGGGUAAAUGGACUUUAAUGAUCAAGACCAUCACCCUGGUGCUGGCUGUGUCAUCUGGUCUCAGUCUGGGAAAAGAAGGACCUCUGGUCCACGUAGCCUGUUGUUGUGGCAACAUUCUGUGUCACCUGUUCACCAAGUACCGCAAGAAUGAGGCAAAGAGACGAGAGGUUUUGUCUGCUGCUGCGGCUGUUGGUGUGUCCGUAGCUUUUGGUGCCCCUAUCGGAGGUGUUCUCUUCAGUCUGGAAGAGGUGAGUUAUUAUUUCCCUCUGAAGACGCUGUGGCGGUCUUUCUUUGCUGCGUUGGUGGCUGCCUUCACCCUUCGCUCCAUCAAUCCGUUCGGUAACAGCAGGCUGGUGCUGUUCUAUGUGGAAUUCCACUCCCCGUGGCACUUGCUGGAGCUGAUACCCUUCAUCCUCCUGGGUAUUUUUGGAGGAAUCUGGGGCGCCUUUUUCAUCCGAGCAAACAUCGCUUGGUGCCGUCGGCGUAAGACCACGCGGCUGGGUCAUUACCCUGUCCUGGAAGUGCUGGUUGUUACAGCGAUCACGGCUUUGCUGGCGUUUCCCAACAGCUACACUCGCAUGAGCACCAGCGAGCUGAUCUCGGAGUUGUUCAAUGAUUGCGGCCUGUUGGAUUCUUCGCAGCUCUGUAACUAUGCCAACAUGAGCGUUACCAAGACCAACAGCAAUGCUCUGCCCGACAGGCCGGCGGGACAUGACGUUUACACGGCCAUAUGGCAGCUGUCGCUGGCUCUGGUCUUUAAGAUGCUCAUCACUGUGGUGACCUUUGGCAUGAAGGUGCCGUCUGGUCUCUUCAUUCCUAGUAUGGCAGUAGGUGCGAUUGCGGGUAGGCUGCUUGGUGUGGGCAUGGAGCAGUUGGCAUAUUACCACCAUGACUGGAUCAUAUUUAGAGGCUGGUGCUCACCUGGAGCUGACUGCAUCACCCCAGGCCUCUACGCUAUGGUGGGCGCUGCUGCCUGCUUGGGUGGUGUGACUCGUAUGACCGUCUCUUUGGUGGUCAUCAUGUUUGAGCUCACGGGUGGUCUGGAAUACAUCGUGCCUCUAAUGGCCGCCACCAUGACUAGUAAAUGGGUGGCAGAUGCUUUGGGUAGAGAGGGUAUCUACGAGGCCCACAUCCGUCUCAACGGCUACCCCUUCCUGGAGUCUAAGGAGGAGUUCAGCCACAAGACUCUGGCCAUGGACGUGAUGCGUCCUCGACGUUGCGACCCACCGCUCUCAGUAAUAGUGCAGGACGGGAUGAGCGUGGAGGAAGUCGAGACACUCAUUGCUGAAACGUCGUACAGCGGUUUUCCAGUGGUGGUCUCGCACGAGUCACAGAGGCUUGUGGGCUUUGUGUUGCGCAGGGAUCUGAUUAUCUCUAUUGACAAUGCUCGCCAGCGUCAGGAGGGUGUGGUUAGCCCUUCCAGAAUCUUCUUCACCGAAUACACACCUCCACAGCCACCCAAUAGCCCUCCCCCACUGAAGCUUCGUGGCAUCAUGGAUCUGAGCCCUUUCACCGUUACCGAUCACACUGCCAUGGACAUCGUGGUGGACAUCUUUCGGAAAUUGGGACUGCGCCAGUGUCUGGUCACUCACAACGGACGUUUACUGGGCAUCAUCACCAAAAAGGACAUUCUGAAACAUAUGGCCCAGAUGGCCAACCGAGAUCCUGACUCUAUUCUCUUCAACUGAUGCGCCUAACUGGCCGUUAUGAAUCAGUAGCCAGUUUGAAACCACCCGUUGGGCAGAAAACACCAGUCUGGCCAAAUGAUUUGCACUACAGAACUGUCAGUACUGGAUUAGAGUCCAUACACACUGUGAAAACCAUUUUGUUGAGACUCACUGGUGCAAGCGCUACAGCUACAGAAUGGAGAACGUACAGAAGCAACACAUUUCUAUGCACUCCAGCACAUUGCUUAAGAGGUGGGACUGAGUCUGCGCAAGUAGCCAACCUAUCAUAACAUAUCAAGACUUACAAUUGUACCACACAGUCAAAGGAGAACAAAUUGCUAAAAUUAAAUCAGUCCUAACACUUGUAGCGCUGAUCACCUCUGUAGCAUAACAAGUAAGUUACUAUUCCUGCAAAAUAUGAACAUUCACCUACAUGGCCUCUGUUAGAUCAUAUAUACUGAAGCCCAAAACACAUCUACACCAAUCAUCUUUCAUGACUAUAAUUAAGGGAAGUUUAAGGUACGUCAAAAGGAAUCUCAGUGAUAUGUACAUCUUCUAAAAGUUCACUUGGCUUCCAUCAUGCCAUGGGUGUUGAAGUUUUAUUAUUUGUUGUUUACAUGUUCAUUUUUCCUUUUUUUUAUUGCACGAGCACUUGCAAGUAUUCCAGCCUCUGAAAGCUCUUAGGCAGAAUGUUAUUUCGUUUUUAUUUCUAAGGCAGGAGUGUAGGUUUUUUGAGCAUGAUGAUUUACAUUUUCCCCACAAUUUAAACUUGUUUUUUUUACAAUUAUUCCAGAGUUGGGCUGUUUUUCGGUGAGCAUGUAUUGUGUGACAGGCAACACUGUUCUGCCAACUGAUGAGUUGCAUUUAGGAUGUUUUGAUCUUCAUGUGCUUCUUUUCAAAUCUAAACUUUACGUGCUUUUAAAACGUGUUCAUGACACCACUGUUAAAACCGGGAAGUCGUAUGAGGCAUUUCCCUAUGCAAUGCUUUUGGAACAUGGGAUUACUGCGGUAUUCCAUUCCAUUCCAUUACACCUUUUUUACUCAACUGUCAAGAGCAUUGAUCGGCCAUUGUAUUAUGAAUUGCUUCUAUGAUCACAAAAGCACCCUGCAGGUGUCCAUUGCUGAAAUUACUGUAAGGCCCUCAGGUUUCAUCCAUUACCAAAUGCUACCUGCACAAAACUCAGCCUACCAUUUUAUUCCAUUGACAUGCAUGUUGAUAUUUAAUCUGAGCAUGCAAAAUGUAGUCAUCUGAAUUGUGUAAUUUCCUCAUAUUCAUAACCAACCCAGAUUGUUUAAUUGUUUACAGCCUGCAGCGUCUUUGAAUAAUUCCCCUGCGUACCACACCACUAUAUGUUUCUAAAAUCAUUCACAGCGGGACACAGAAUGAAGGCGUUAUAGAUCAUUUUAAACAGUGCUGGAACAUACACUUUUUUUUGUAGACGCUGUUCGAAAAUAACAGUGGCUAUCAUAUAUAGUUUAUAUAUUGUGAAGACUCAUUAGCUGCAUUUCACAGUAUUUUCAUUUAUUUCUGUCUAUUAUUUUUAAUUAAAGGCCACUUCGUGACAAAAGAGCAUUGUGGACUGAUCAUUGUUUGAAAUUUGUAAUGAUUCUCUGCAUUCAUUUGUUGGGUUAUUUGUACUCAUUGUUUAAAUUGUGUAUACUGCUUGUUUUUUAACAUUGUCGUUUAUGCAUUAGUGUUAAAUAUGAAUGUCACAUUAUCCAUGUAAUUUAUUCAUAAGCACAACAUGAAAUACAGUAACAUGUAACUUG
This is a messenger RNA of Triplophysa rosa, 4306 nucleotides long. RefSeq names its product chloride channel, voltage-sensitive 5a (gene clcn5a). Gene Ontology annotation, molecular function: voltage-gated chloride channel activity. Gene Ontology annotation, cellular component: synaptic vesicle; Golgi apparatus; membrane. The record is from RefSeq and is a predicted model, not a curated record. Gene Ontology annotation, biological process: chloride transport; transmembrane transport. The transcript has 12 exons. Lineage: Eukaryota; Metazoa; Chordata; Actinopteri; Cypriniformes; Nemacheilidae. Bases 122 to 2557 code for a protein of 811 amino acids.